CGGCGCCGCUGAGGGGCCCCGGCCCUCUCUCCCCGGCGGCAGCAGUGGCGGCGGCGGCGUCUCCCCCGGUGCAAUAUGUUCAAGAGAAUGGCCGAAUUUGGGCCUGACUCCGGCGGGAGAGUGAAGGGGGUUACUAUUGUUAAACCUAUAGUUUAUGGUAAUGUUGCUCGUUAUUUUGGAAAGAAAAGAGAAGAAGAUGGUCAUACUCAUCAGUGGACGGUAUAUGUAAAGCCAUACAGGAAUGAGGAUAUGUCAGCAUAUGUGAAGAAAAUCCAGUUUAAAUUGCAUGAAAGCUAUGGUAAUCCUUUAAGAGUUGUUACUAAGCCACCAUAUGAGAUUACAGAAACAGGUUGGGGCGAAUUUGAAAUAAUCAUCAAAAUAUUUUUCAUUGAUCCUAAUGAAAGACCUGUAACACUUUAUCACUUAUUAAAGCUGUUUCAGUCAGACACCAAUGCAAUGCUGGGGAAAAAGACUGUGGUUUCUGAGUUCUAUGAUGAAAUGAUAUUUCAAGAUCCAACAGCAAUGAUGCAACAGUUAUUAACAACAUCUCGCCAGCUAACCUUAGGAGCCUAUAAGCAUGAAACAGAAUUUGCUGAACUUGAAGUAAAAACCAGGGAAAAGUUAGAAGCUGCCAAGAAAAAAACAAGCUUUGAAAUUGCUGAACUUAAAGAGAGAUUAAAAGCAAGUCGUGAAACUAUCAAUUGUUUAAAAAAUGAAAUCAGGAAGCUUGAAGAAGAUGAUCAGACUAAGGAGAUAUGAAAGAAAAAUCUCACGAGGACUUAGUAGGGAAGCAACUGAAAAAGAGAGUGCAUUUUGUGAAAUGGACUAGGUGCUAUUAUGUUUCUUAAAGGAAGUUCAGUAUAAUUGUCUGUCUUGGGCUUCUCAGCAAAGACUCCAAGGAUUUGUACCUCUUAAAGAAUUUGAAUGUAAAAUCUGCAUAUGUAAUUAUAAAUGCGUUGUACAGGCAUUUUGCUAAUCCAACGAGGGCAUUUCUAUGACUUUUAAGCACAACCUCUGGUUUAUUGUUGUUGUUUUUAAUUGCAUUGUGUAGAAAGCUAGAUAACUUUCGUGAGAAAUUUUCACUGUAAGGUAUAGCUUUUGCACAAAUUUUGUAUUUUUUCAGAAUGUAGAAUUAGGGUUUUAAAAAAUGGACUUGCCCAUUUAACUGCUUCCAGUAGGCUCAGACGUAUAUUGUAUGUGCUACAGAGAUGUCACCCACAGAAAUGAACCUUUCCUCACCUGUAGUGAUUCUUCCGCGUGAAGCCUCUUCGACCUUAGAACACUGAAAACCAUGGAGCCACAUUGGCCACCAGUGGAUCAGUAUUGGAUUUUAGAAGUAUGAGGGACGUUGCGGAUGUAAACGGUAUAGCUCCAAGGACACCUGGGAAAAUGUUCAUUCCCAGUGGACAGUGCUGAAAGUUUACUUUUUUUCACCUUCUAGGUUUUGAAGGGAGUUUUUCUAUUCUGUCUCAUGGGUUAAGUCAGACUAGCCAGUGCAGCCCUGCAGGCGUCUCUUCAGGGAAUUGUCAGUGUGUUGGUUCCUGUUUUGGGAAUAAGGACUGCGCCUGUGAUUUCGUUGGUAUUGGAAACUCCCUGGUUAGGAAACUUUCUGCCAAAGCAGGUGGGCAUCCUUUCUGCAAUUUAUAGUCUGAGAGUUGCCUCGAGCACCAGGAAGUUGAGUGACUUGCCCAGGAUCACAGCCAGUGUGUGUCAGGGAUGGGGUUGGAACCUGGGCCUCUCCGCUGGGCCACAAUGCCUUUCAUUUACUUAGGCAUAGUCUUGGGAGGCUGAAGAACAUACUUCCAUGUUUGAAUAUAGUUUGUAAAUAAAUAUUUGAAGAUAAAAUAAAUCUUGAUGGAUUCAUUUAAAA
This is a messenger RNA of Vombatus ursinus (common wombat), 1870 nucleotides long. RefSeq names its product YEATS domain containing 4 (gene YEATS4). The transcript has 7 exons. The record is from RefSeq and is a predicted model, not a curated record. Lineage: Eukaryota; Metazoa; Chordata; Mammalia; Diprotodontia; Vombatidae. The coding region runs from base 76 to 759 and encodes 227 amino acids. Gene Ontology annotation, biological process: regulation of DNA-templated transcription.